Molecule: messenger RNA, 928 nt
Organism: Carlito syrichta (Philippine tarsier)
Lineage: Eukaryota; Metazoa; Chordata; Mammalia; Primates; Tarsiidae
Gene: PTTG1
Product: pituitary tumor-transforming 1
Exons: 5
Coding region: 260-865 (201 amino acids)
Biological process (GO): chromosome organization
Cellular component (GO): nucleus; cytoplasm
Source: RefSeq, a predicted model, not a curated record
GUCGAGCUGCGGCGAUUCUCUGCUGAUGGAUGCCAGCCCUAAACCGCCUGCUCAGGAAUUUAGAGCCUCAGGCUGGAAGACUUAGGAGCUGGAUUCAAAGCUUGUUGACUCAAGCACAGGCUUAGCCCUCUGCUUAGCUCUUGUGUUUGUGUGGGCAUCCCAGGAUAGAAAGUUUGGUUUGCUGCUAUGCCACAGCUUCUCUCACCUUCCCCCAUUCUCAGUAUCUAACGUAUACUUCUCACCCUUAGAAUACUCUAGAAUGGCUACUCUGAUCUUUGUGGAUAAGGAAAAUGGAGAACCAGGCACUCGUGUGGCUCCCAAGGAUGGGCUGAAGCUGGGGUCUGGGCCUUUAAUCAAAGCCUUAGAUGGGAGAUCUCAGGUUUCAACACCACGUGUUGGCAAAGUAUUUGCUCCACCAGCCUUACCUAAAACUGCUAGAAAGGCUUUGGGAACUGUCAACAGAACUACAGAAAGCUCAACGAAGGCAAAUGGACCCCUCAAACAAAAACAGCCAAUCAUUUCUGCCAAAAAGAUGACUGAGAAAACUGUUAAAGCAAAAAGCUCCAUUUCUACCAUGGAUGACAGCUAUCCGGAAAUAGAAAAAUUCUUUCCCUAUGAUCCUCUAGAUUUCGAGACUUUUGACCUGCCCGAAGAGCACCAGAUUGCACACCUCCCCUUGAGUGGAGUGCCUCUCAUGGUCCUUGAUGAGGAGCGAGAGCUUGAAAAGCUGUUUCAGCUGGGACCCCCUUCUCCCAUGAAGAUGCCCUCUCCACUAUGGGAAUCUGAUCUGUUGCAGUCUCCUUCAAGCAUUCUGUCGACCCUGGAUGUUGAAUUGCCACCUGUUUGCUGUGAUAUAGAUAUUUAAAUUUCUUAGUGCUUUAUAAUGUGUGUGUAUUUAUAUUAAUAAAGCAUUUCUGUGUUUAAUAGA